Lycium ferocissimum is the source of this 691-nucleotide messenger RNA. RefSeq names its product prefoldin subunit 4. The transcript has 3 exons. Gene Ontology annotation, biological process: protein folding. Gene Ontology annotation, cellular component: cytoplasm; prefoldin complex. NCBI's taxonomy places the organism in Eukaryota, Viridiplantae, Streptophyta, Magnoliopsida, Solanales, Solanaceae. The record is from RefSeq and is a predicted model, not a curated record. Bases 166 to 552 code for a protein of 128 amino acids.
AGAACGACGCACGAACACUCCUGAGCGCGGGGGUCGAAGGUUACGGAGUGAUUUGCUUUUUGUUUUCUUUUGGUGGUGCAGGGGUUUAAAGUUUGCAUAUCGGAAACAUAGGAGUGGAGUCUGAACAUUCUCAUUUCUCGCCAACAGCCUAUCGUCUUCUCGAAAAUGCAGCAGGCUGGUACCUCAGGCUCUGAAGUGGAAGUAACAUGGGAGGAUCAGCAGAAUAUUAACAAAUUUGGCAGAUUGAAUAACCGUCUUCACGAACUCCAUGAUGAAAUCAAGAUCGCUAAGGAAACAUGUGAAAAUCUUGAGGACGCAAGCAAUGAGCUAAUUCUGACCGAUGAAGAGAUAGUACGCUUCCAGAUAGGGGAAGUUUUUGCUCACGUGCCAAAGGAUGAAGUGGAGACCAGGAUAGAGAAUAUGAAAGAGGACACUAGCAAGAACUUGGAGAAACUAGAGGAAGAGAAGGAAUCAGUAGUUGCCCAGAUGGCUGAACUUAAGAAGAUAUUAUAUGGGAAAUUCAAGGAUUCAAUCAAUCUUGAGGAGGACUAGUAAAAUUUCAUAAUUUUCGUGUGCAACUGCGUUUGAUUUUGCUCUUUGUGUUUAAGGGUAUUCCUCUUGAUUGGAUUUUUCCAUGUCUUGUGUCUUAAAACAGUUGGGAUUCUUAAUUGCCUCAAGAAUAUUUUAAACA